Molecule: messenger RNA, 1099 nt
Organism: Gadus chalcogrammus (walleye pollock)
Lineage: Eukaryota; Metazoa; Chordata; Actinopteri; Gadiformes; Gadidae
Product: carcinoembryonic antigen-related cell adhesion molecule 6-like
Exons: 6
Coding region: 185-1099 (304 amino acids)
Source: RefSeq, a predicted model, not a curated record
CCACAGACUAGAAGUCAGACCAGCUUCCUUCUCUACACUAACUUGUAACUUGUAUUGCUAUGGUUAAUGAAUCUUAUUCAUAGAGUUUUGCUUGUAUGUCGUUUUUAAUUGUUUAUUUGUUUUUUUAUUCAGGCGUGUUUAAAUAUCUCCCAGAACAACAUAGUGAGAGAGGAGAGGAAUCACUAUGAAUAGAUCAGCAGCAAGAGGAUUUCUAGCUUUCCUUCUAUCAGUACCAGUGCUUCAGGGUAAUGAUGACUGGAGAGUUACGUACUCAUCUAGUAAUGUCUGUGCUUUAAGAGGAGCAACGGUUGCCAUCAGCUGCACUUAUGAAUACCCUGACAACGUACAGUACCGCCCUAACACAGUCAGAACACUGUGGUUGACAAAAGGAGACACGUAUCAGCCAGUUGAUCUGGAACACGAUACAGACUACAGAGUUCAUGUUGAAUCCAGCUGUGGAGAGGUCAGAUGUACCCGGUCCAGAUGUCAUGGAACAUGUACCCUGAGAAUCAAAGACCUGAGACAGAGUGACUCUGAUGUCUACAGGUUUAGCUUCACAAAAAAACAACCAGAUGGGGAAUAUACUGGUGACCCUGGAGUGACGUUAUCUGUAACAGAUGGUCCUAAACACAUAUCUGUGUUAUCAAGUCCCUCUGGUGGAAUAAAGGAGGGCAGUUCAGUGACUCUGAGCUGCAGCAGUGAUGCCAACCCAGCAGCUGAGUACACCUGGUUCAAGAACAACCAACCUCUGCUCUGGGAACCACCUCAUACCUUCCCCUCAGUCCGCCCUGAAGACAGAGGAACGUACCGCUGUCACGCAGAGAACAAAUACGGACAUCUGAGCUCUAACUCGAUAUUCUUAAAUGUUACAUCUGGUAUUCAUAAGACCCCCUCAGUGACCGUGAGUCCCUCUGGUGAAAUAGAGGAGGGCAGUUCAGUGACUCUGAGCUGCAGCAGUGAUGCCAACCCAGCAGCUGAGUACACCUGGUUUAAGGAACAUGAAGACUCAGUGAAAGAAUUAGGACAGAACUACACCAUCACUAAUAUCACAUCUGAGCUUGGGGGAAACUAUUACUGCCAAUCUGAGGCACACAGUUAA